Komagataella phaffii GS115 is the source of this 582-nucleotide messenger RNA. RefSeq lists its product as hypothetical. The record is from RefSeq and is a predicted model, not a curated record. Bases 1 to 582 code for a protein of 193 amino acids. NCBI's taxonomy places the organism in Eukaryota, Fungi, Ascomycota, Pichiomycetes, Pichiales, Pichiaceae. The transcript has a single exon.
AUGAAUGCACAGGAAGAUUCACUUUUUACUCCGGUUGAGGAUUCUGACCAGGAGUUCAUUACACCAAUUGAUGGCAGCAGUAGCCCUCUAAGCGAUGUUGUGGAUACUGGAUCUGAACAAGAGGAGAAUCAGCAGAUCGUGAUUAAUGACGAUGAGCAAAGAGAUCGCACCAAUAAGAGAAAGCAUUCUGUUUUGGAAGUACCCGACGGGUCAGAUACUGAGGUGUCUAGUGGAGACGAGAUAGAGGAGGAGGAGGAGGAAGAGGAGGAAGAUGUUAUUGUGCUGGGAUCCGAUGGCGAAAAAGAUCCAGCUGCUAACAAAUCGACUAUAGAACUGUUAGAGGCGUCUGCAAAGAGAAAGGAUAAUCAAAAGCUGUUCAAGAUGACAGAAUGUCCUAUUUGUUUUGACGCCAUCAACGAAGCGGUAGUCACGCCAUGUGGUCAUAUAUUUUGUGCCAAUUGUAUCUAUAGAGCCAUGGCAAGCUCUAAACCUAAUAAUGCUCAGUCCCAGCAGGGGCAUUGUAGUUUGUGUCGCAAAGUGAUGUCAUGGAAUGGACUGGUGCAUUUGAAGAUGCGCAGAUAG